AUUUACGUAUCUUUGUCCCAAAAAACAAAAUGUAUCUCCUAAACAAACCCUAGCGAAGUUGUGCACGCCCAAACAAACCCUAGCAUCCAUGGCAGAUUGGUCUCACCUUCCUUCAGAACUUCUUCAACUAAUUUCACAAAAACUCGACACUGUACUUUGCCUCCUUCGCUUUCGUUCUGUAUGUUCAACAUGGCGUUCUUCUUCAAUCCCUAACCACAAACACAAAAACUCUUCACCCUUGAACAUUCCACAAUUCCCAGAACCCAACUUUGACCCAUUCAAUAUUCGUAAUAUUAUAAAAAGCAAAUAUAUUACCAGCCGCCUCAUCACACACACCAUCUUUCUCAUCAAACCACCACAACACCAACCAUCUCUCAACCCUUGGUUGAUCAGAAUCGGUCCUGAUUUCAAAGGUAAAACUCAACUCUGGCAUCCUUUCUCAUCUGGACAAAAUUUAUCUUCAGAUUUCAAUAAUGUGCUUGACUUUAACAAACUCUCGUUUCGAGUUCUCGGUUGCAUGUCCUACUUCUACUUACACCACCUGAUCGGAGGAUAUCAGAGUUCCUUUAUCCAUUGUGUUGCUGCCGUGUGUCGGGGGGAACAACCUCCUGUUGUCGUCACUUGUGGUGAGUUCACUCAUUGUGAUAUCAAUCAGGGGAUGAUGAUGUUUCGUUGUGGGGACGAUAGUUGGACUACCAUCCCCAACAUGUCAAACUCCCAUGGAGGAAAUGUUUGUGUUUUUAAAGGGCGGCCUUGUGUUGUAGACAAAACUGGUCGGACUUUCAUGAUUGGACCGGAUUUAACCACUCAUUUGAUCGCUGAGCCGGUGUUUGGUGGGAAAAGUAAAUUCUUGGUCGAGAGUAGUGAGUUUGAGUUGUUGCUGGUGGAUAGAUAUGAAAAUUAUCGUGUUCCUGUAUGGAUUGAUGUGUUUAGGCUUGAUGAGAAAGAGAAAAGGUGGGUCAAGUUGGCGAAUUUAGGAGAUAAGGUUUUGUUCUUGGGGAAUGGAUAUUCGUUUUCUGCUUCUGCUUCCGAGUUGGGUUUUGCCAAUGGGAAUUGUGUCAUCUAUAGUAAAUCUUAUGGCUUCCACGAUCUUAAUAUCAGGAAAUGUAAAAUGAGUGUUUUUCACUUGGAUCAAGGUCAGGCUUCACCUUUGUCGGAUUAUCCUGAAUAUUUCAAGUUGUUCUGGCCACCUCCAGAGUGGAUUGCCAAGUUGUGUUCGUGAGUCAGAGGUGGUUGUUCCAAAGGGGCGUGGCGUGGGAGGACACACCAUUGGGUUCACGCACGAAACAUGGCAAUAUGGUGAAAUUGGCAAAAGUUUUAUUUUUCCAACAAGACUUGUUAUUUUGUUUCAAUUCUGAAUACUACUCAUGUUUGAUAUUGGUUAUUGAUUCUCAGUCUUUAUUUCUAAUAUUUUGAUUUUCCUCACUACUUGGUAAUGAAAAACAAACCCGGCUUUUCUUUCUUUUCUUACUAUAUUAGUAUAUAUGGUUUCUGGCUUUUGUUA
Messenger RNA from Medicago truncatula (barrel medic), 1504 nucleotides. Its product is annotated as F-box protein SKIP23. The transcript has 2 exons. The coding region runs from base 89 to 1222 and encodes 377 amino acids. The record is from RefSeq and is a predicted model, not a curated record. Gene Ontology annotation, molecular function: protein binding. NCBI's taxonomy places the organism in Eukaryota, Viridiplantae, Streptophyta, Magnoliopsida, Fabales, Fabaceae.